This is a messenger RNA of Penicillium olsonii, 993 nucleotides long. The record is from the annotation of a GenBank genome assembly. NCBI's taxonomy places the organism in Eukaryota, Fungi, Ascomycota, Eurotiomycetes, Eurotiales, Aspergillaceae.
AUGUCUGCAGUUCCAGAACCCAUUCUCCAAGCCCUUUCCCUCUCCAAAGCCACCCUGUCCACCUCAGGCCUGGGCUCCGGCUUCACGAGCACCGGAACAAUCCAUGCUCAAGUCCCCUCCACUGGCCCCCAGGAGCGCCAAUACUUUGUAAAAACAUCUUCAAAUGGCACCGCCGCCGAAGAAAUGUUCACCGGAGAAUCAGAAUCUCUGAACGCAAUCGCAGCCUCCGUCCCCGGCUUUUGUCCCAAAGCCUUGGCCCACGGCGCGCUGGACCAAAAGACCCACUUCCUAGCCACUGAAUAUCUUGAUCUCAGAAUCCGAGGCAAGUCCACAGGCCAAGAAACACUCGCUCAGCGAUUGGGUAAACUGCACAGCACGCCUGCGCCUCCCGAUCCAGAGACCGGACGCGCACGGUUCGGGUUCCCCGUGCCGACAUUCUGCGGGGAUACGAAGCAGCCGAACCGGUUUUGCGAUAGCUGGGCUGAUUUCUACGCCAACGAGCGUCUUCUGACGGUUCUUGCUACAUCUGAAGAGCGAAACGGACGCGACAAAGGAUUGCGGGAGGCCGUUGAGAAAACGGCUGGUGUGGUUGUGCCGCGAUUGCUCGGGGAUAGACAUUUGGGGUAUAAAGAUGGCGUGGGAGAGGGCGUCACGCCGGUGGUGAUCCAUGGGGAUCUGUGGAGUGGGAAUGCGUCUCGGGGACGGAUCGUUGGGGAAGAACCCGGGGAUGUGGUUUAUGAUCCUUCGGCUUGUUAUGGACACAGUGAGUUUGAGCUGGGGAUUAUGAACAUGUUCGGCGGGUUUGGAGGGAAAUUUUUCGAGGAAUAUCAUGCUAUCGUGCCGAAGACUGAACCGGUGGCGGAGUACAGGGAUCGGGUUGAGCUGUAUGAACUAUAUCACCACUUGAACCACCAUGCCAUUUUUGGAGGUGGGUAUCGGUCUGGCGCGAUGACAAUCAUGGAAGGCCUCCUUCGGAAGCAUGGGAGAGAGUAG